Caenorhabditis remanei is the source of this 1092-nucleotide messenger RNA. RefSeq lists its product as uncharacterized. The record is from RefSeq and is a predicted model, not a curated record. NCBI's taxonomy places the organism in Eukaryota, Metazoa, Nematoda, Chromadorea, Rhabditida, Rhabditidae. The coding region runs from base 1 to 1092 and encodes 363 amino acids. The transcript has 7 exons.
AUGAACGACGAGUCUCUCUUGGAAACUACGCGCAUCUCCGACACCUGCCGUCUCUGGCUUCUCGACAUAGGCCAAACUCCCGUCCCAACCCUCCUCAUCGAUAGACACAUUCUCAAACAGGUGGAAAAUGGGCGGUGCGAUCAAAUGGAUGGUGUCAGAACUGCUAUUCAGAUAGGUGUCGACGUGGAAUUCCAAUGGAAAUCUGAUAGUUGGGAUAAGAAGUUUGAGGUGUUCUUCUAUGUGAACGAUACGGAAAAGGAUUAUUUGGAUUUUCGAACGGAGAGAAGGAAAAUUAUUCCAAAAAACUUCCCAACCCAACGAAUCGGCAACCUUCUCAUCCCUACCGUAAUUCCCAUAUUCCUGGAAUUCUGGCACCGUGCCAACUACGUUCCCUGCCGAAACAUGACCAUCAAACGGGACUCUCCACGACUCGAGACGUUUCCCUUCCUCCAAAAAUACAUACUAAAAGAUCCGCCCAUUCCGCCGAGGGAGUCCGUGCGCCACCUGGCUGCACUCAGAGAUCAAAUGUUGCGAUUCGGGAUUUUCCCGUUUCUAAACGGUGGGACAUUUCUCGGAUGGUUCAGAGAGUGUACAGUAAUCCCGCAUACGACCGAUAUGGAUUUGGCUAUUUUCUCCGAGAAUUGGAAUACCGAAUUCUUCGAAUUUUUGUGGUCGAAACAGUCGAAAUUUCGGGUGAAACGGCAGUUGGGAAUGGUCAACGACUCGUACGAAGUGACCGUACUCCCGAAGACCGGUUUUCCCACGCCAAUCGAUAUUUUUCUGCUCUACGAAGGCCGAAAUUACACGACGGGCGCCGACUAUCGAUGGGUCGGCGGGACGGCGAUCGACGGUCAAAAAUACAAGUACAUCUACCCACCGUACGAUCCCUACUGCUCCGCCGACCUUCUCGGUCACAUCUUCUGGGUCACGUGCACACCGGAGGUCAAGGUUACGUUGGAGUACGGUACCCGUUGGUACACGGACAGGAAUUCGUUGAAGUACGUGUGGAAUGCGGCGAGAAAUGUGGUGCGGAACGGGCGGUUCAGUGAAAAACAGAUGCGGGACGACGUGUAUAAUGAAUAUCGAUUUUGA